Molecule: messenger RNA, 1247 nt
Organism: Cylicostephanus goldi
Lineage: Eukaryota; Metazoa; Nematoda; Chromadorea; Rhabditida; Strongylidae
Source: the annotation of a GenBank genome assembly
AUGUUCAAUAAAGCGAGCGAAGAUCUUCUUAGGGCCCAUACUCUCGUUUAUAGUCCUGAUGUGGCAGAGAAGCGCCAGUUAUUCACUCAUACCAUAAUUCCCACCAAAGAGGUAAGCGAAGAGGAACGUACUCGUCGUGCGGAAAGGAAGAAGGAGAAAAAGUUGAUCGCCAAGCAAAUUGACGACGAGGCCCGACGCUUGGAGCUGGAAAGGAAAGAGAAAGAGAGAGAAGAACGUAAACGCAAAAUAGAAGAGGAACAAAGGCGCCAGGAAGAGCUCGAAUAUCAAAAAUGGCAAGAAAUGCAGAAAAAAAAGGAAGAGGAAUUGAGGAGAGCAGAAGUUGAACGUAAAGCUGCUGAAAAAAAAGCUGCAGAGGAGAAGAAGAAAGAUGCCAGCCAAGCAGCAACACAACCCGAGCUGAAAAAGGAGAAGGUAAGGAAUGAGAAAAAGCCAGUGGAAGCUGAGAAAACGGCCACCGAUACUACACUUAGAAUGGAGCGAUCCUCACCCACUGAGGUGCCUACCGCUGCAGUCCCAAAAUCGACUGUCGAGACCGAGAAAAAGAAGAAGAAGAAGGAAAAGGGGCUUAGUGGUGAUAAAUCAGAAGAAGCUACUCGCGAAACUGAAGAACAGAAAGAACAUCACGUUGGAAGAAAGCAGAAAGAUCACGAUGUGGAGAAAAGUCCAGAAGAGCACGGCGCUGGAAAAAAGCAGAAAAUUGGCAAACCUGAAACUGAGGAGGAAGUGUUAAUUUCGAGGAAGCACCAAGAGCCUGACGUCCGUACCAAGCAGAAAGACGAUGAUGUUAAGAAACCGGAGAUGUCAUCUUCCGAGGAAGUUAAGGGACAAGGUGGGGUGAAGGAGCAGAUGGAGUCUGAUUCUGAGAAGAGGCAGACGAAAACUAGCCAUGAGUAUGAUGAAAAUCCCAAUCUCGAUAAAACGGACAAAGGAUCCAGUGUCAAAAAGACGCAGUCCAGAGAGAAGAAGCAGGUCAACCUCGACGAUCCAUCUGAUGCGGCAGAAGAGAAGCGUUCGCCAGUCGAUGCUGUUCCUGUCGAAAAACAUGACGACGAGAAGCAUUCGAGGAAUAAAGGUGACAAGAAGAAGAAAACUAGCGAGAACGAGUCGUCUGUGCUCAAUAACGGACACGACGAAGGGGUUGCUGACAGUGCCCGUGACGACAAAAUUCAUCAACAUCACGAUGAUGAACAUGUAAACCAUGAGGUAUUUAUAUACACCCCUUAAAG